Molecule: messenger RNA, 1158 nt
Organism: Trichoderma citrinoviride
Lineage: Eukaryota; Fungi; Ascomycota; Sordariomycetes; Hypocreales; Hypocreaceae
Product: purine and uridine phosphorylase
Exons: 1
Coding region: 1-1158 (385 amino acids)
Biological process (GO): nucleoside metabolic process
Molecular function (GO): catalytic activity
Source: RefSeq, a predicted model, not a curated record
AUGCCUGAGCUGGUCACCAGAGAACGCAGUUUGUCGUCUGAACACGCCGGUUCAGAGCUUGGGACUUCUAUUGAUGGCUCUCGGCCCAAUUCUCGGAAAGAUUUCGAGAUUGCUCUCAUUUGCGCUUUACGGGUCGAAUUCGAUGCCGUGGAAGCUCUCUUUGACGAGUACUACGAGCCUGAACAUGAUUUCUCAUUUGGAAAAGCACCGGGUGACCCCAAUGCCUACACGACUGGAAGGGUGUGCGGCCACGACGUUGUGCUGGCUUUUAUGCCGGGCAUGGGCAAAGUGAGCUCUGCAAACGUGGCGGCAGGAUUCCGAGCCAGCUUCCCCGACAUCGAGCUUGGUAUCGUCGUUGGCAUCUGCGGCGGCGUGCCGCUUGGGAGAGAUGACGAAAAGGAGGUCCUGCUUGGCGAUGUGGUCAUCAGUACGGCGCUGGUGCAAUUUGACUUGGGCCGGCAAUAUGUGAACAAGGCUGUGAGGAAAGAUACCUUACAAGACAAUCUUGGCCGGCCAAACCUAGAGAUUCGCGCAUUCUUGGCCAAGCUUUCUGGAUCAAGGGGUCGCACCAUGCUUCGAGGCAAGACCUCCUUCUACCUUGAAGAGCUUUGCGAGAAAGACGGCUUUCACAAGUCUUCAUAUCCAGGUGCAGAUAACGACAAGCUAUAUCGGCCUACCUACCGGCACAAACACCAAGAUCCGGAUGCUUCUUGCAUCUGUGCCAACUGCCACGGCCCGCACGACGAUGUUUGUGCCGCCGCACUGGAAGCUUCCUGCGAGGAGCUGGGUUGUCACGAUAGUGAGUUGGUUAAUCGUGCGCGAAUUGAGACAGUGAAGCUUGCUACGCAAGACCGAUAUCCAUUCUACGGGGCAGGGUCGGGUGAAACGCAGAAACCCGCGAUACAUUUUGGCGUCGUUGUAUCUGGGGACUCCGUCAUGAAGUCGGGAUACCACCGCGACGACAUUGCAUCCCGCGAGAAGGCCAUUGCGUUUGAGAUGGAGGGGGCUGGUGUAUGGGACACCUUUCCUACGGUCGUGAUUAAGAGUGUGUGUGACUAUGCGGACAGUCACAAGAACAAGAAGUGGCAGAGAUAUGCUGCUGCAACUGCGGCUGCUUGUAUGAAGGCUUUCUUGGGGGAGUGGAGGCAAGCUCGCUGA